Molecule: messenger RNA, 993 nt
Organism: Sorex araneus (European shrew)
Lineage: Eukaryota; Metazoa; Chordata; Mammalia; Eulipotyphla; Soricidae
Gene: CCR8
Product: C-C motif chemokine receptor 8
Exons: 1
Coding region: 1-993 (330 amino acids)
Biological process (GO): chemotaxis; G protein-coupled receptor signaling pathway; immune response
Cellular component (GO): membrane
Molecular function (GO): C-C chemokine receptor activity
Source: RefSeq, a predicted model, not a curated record
AUGGAUGCCACCCUGGCGCCAGACACGAACAGCACCGACUACUACUAUCCGGACGGCAGCUCGAGCCCCUGCAGCGGGGAGGUGGUCCAGAGCCGGAGCAAGGUGCUGCUGGCCGUCUUGUACUGCCUCCUCUUCGUGCUGGGCCUCCUGGGGAAUAGCCUGGUCCUCCUGGUCCUGCUGGCCUGCAAGAAGCGGAGGAGCAUCACGGACGUGUACCUCCUCAACCUGGCGCUGUCCGACCUGCUCCUGGUGUUCUCCUUGCCCUUUCAGACCCACUACCUGCUGGACCAGUGGGCGUUUGGACUCGUCCUGUGCAAAGUGGUCUCCGGCUCUUACUACCUGGGCUUCUUCAGCAGCAUGUUCUUCAUCACCCUCAUGAGUGUGGACCGCUACCUGGCCAUCGUCCGCACCGUGUACGCCCUGAAGGUCAGGACGGCUCAGAAGGGCGCCGCCCUGAGCCUGGCCGUGUGGCUGACCGCCCUCGCGGCCACCAGCCCCUUGCUGGUGUUCUACCAAGUGGCCUCGGAAGACGGCGUCCUGCAGUGUUAUCCCUUCUACGACCAGCAGGCCUUGAAGUGGAAGCUCUUCAUCCACUUUGAGAUGAACGUCUUGGGCCUGCUGAUCCCCUUCCCCGUCCUCAUCUUCUGCUACGCCAGCAUCCUGUGCCAGCUGAGGCGCAGCCACAACCGCAACAAGGCCAAGGCCAUCAGUUUGGUGCUCCUGGUGGUGCUCGCCUCCUUACUCUUCUGGGUCCCGUUCAACGUGGUCCUCUUCCUCACGUCCCUGCACGACCUGCACGUCUUGGACGGGUGUGUGGUGAGUCAGCGGCUCAUUUACGCCACCCACGUCACAGAAGUCGUCUCUUUCACGCACUGCUGCGUGAACCCCGUUAUUUACGCGCUCCUGGGCGAGAAGUUCAAGAAACACCUCUCGGACAUAUUCCAGAAAAGCUGCCGCCUGGUCUUCCCCUACCUCGGGAUGCAGAUUCCCUAG